Vitrella brassicaformis is the source of this 1482-nucleotide messenger RNA. The record is from the annotation of a GenBank genome assembly. NCBI's taxonomy places the organism in Eukaryota, Vitrellaceae.
CCUCCCGCUGCCAUGAGCCGUUCGCGGGGCCGUCCAGUAGAGUUUGAUGAGGAGGAGAACAUCCUCUUUGGCGACGGUGAAGAUGACCCGCCUGCAGAGGAUGACCAAUUCAUGGAGGACCAGGACGUGCCCAUGGACCAGGGCGACGAUGUAUAUGCUGCCGACCAUCAGAUGGGCGAUGCUGAGGCGGCGGCGGCGGCGGCCGAGACCGCCGACGAGCGGCUCAUCCGUGAGGAGAAGGAGGAGCGGGAGAGGGAGGAGCAGCUCGCCAAGAUGCAGAGGGAGGCCGACCUCGCCCGCAUCAAGAAACGCCCCGACCUGGUGGAUCUGCUGCGGAGCGAGAGGGGCUUCAAGUCCCUCUACGAUCACGCCAAAUCGCCGGCCUUCCAAUCGCAGCUGCGGCACGAGAAGCCCCGGUCGGGGCAGCCAAAGGGCCUCAACGAGCAGCACAACCUGGACGUGUUCCUCUCGACCGUGCAGACGUGGAUGCAGCAGCUAUACCCCUUCCCCCUCCACCCAGACGACCUCGCCAAGAAGCUCGAGCGCCUGUCACGCGGCAGCUUCAAAGGCAACCCCCUCCGCGACCACAUCAUGCACCUCAGGGCGCACCACAAGUUCCCCGACUGCCCCAUCCCAUUCACCAAGACACACCUGACCCUCCAGCAGGCCAUCGAGCGCCUCAACCUCGGCGAUGGCGGCGCCAAGAGGGAGGCGGAGGACACCAAGAUGCAUGAUGCCGCUGCUGACUACCCGGACCCCCAUGACGACGGGGUGUUCGGAGGUCAUCAUGACGAUGACGACGACCAUUUCGUCCCUGACGAGCUCCUCUUCGGCAGUGGUGGUGGUGACGCCGGCCCCUCUCGGCAUUCCCCGCCGCCCCCUGCAGCAGCUGGAGCAGCAACAGCACCGAUGGACGAGGCGACCAAGGCCCGCAUCGCAGCUGCCAAGGAGCGUGCCCUGGAGAAGAAGCGCAAGAAAGAGGAGGAGCGCAAGAGGCAGGAACAGGCGGACCAUCAGGGAAGGCAGGAGGGGGGCGGGGGUGAGGGGGCCGGCGAUAGAGACGUAGCCAUGGAAAGGGAUGGUGGGGGUGAGGAUAGGGGUGGUGUGCCUCAGUUGUCGCCUGAAGAGCUGGCUGCCAGAUUGGAGCGGAAUAGGAAGGCUGCAGAGGAGAGGAAACGGUACGUCUGACGCAUGAAUCCACGGAUACAAUGAGUACAAUGCAGGCGUUCAGUUGCGUGUUUCUGUACCUGUGUGUGUAUUGCAGGUUGAAGCAGCUGCAACGGCAGCAGGAACAAGCCGACAAGGCGAAUCCCAACUGAUGGCUCCAUACCUACCUAGACAGACGUGCCCAGAUAGAGCCAGAGGAGACAUCCGUAGAUGGGCAGACAGACAGACACAUUCACGCGGAAGUAAGUGGUUUGGUUUGAAUUAAUCAAUGAAUGAACAUGCUGCAUUCAUUCGUACAAAUGUCGAUCAACGUGU